AUGGGUUUUAAUGACCUUCUACAAACUGUUGGGGGAUUGGGAUGGUUUCAGGUGCUGAACACUGCCAUGCUCUUGUUGCCUAUGUUUUUUAUGGCCAGUCAUAACUUCCUUCAAAAUUUUACAGCUGCAAUACCUACCCACCGCUGUCGCCUGCCAGCCUUGGACGACACUACAAUUAUUUAUAACCAAAGUAACUUGGCAGCAUUCAUACCAGUGGAUGGAAAUCAGAACAGCAAAAGUUGCCUGCAGUACCAGAAUUCGGCGCAUGCUAUCUGGACUAAUGGUACCUCCAACAACAGCACUGAACCUUGUAAAUAUGGAUGGGUCUAUGACAAGAGUGUCUUUUCCUCCACCAUUGUCACUGAGUGGGAUUUGGUCUGUAACCAGCGCAAAAUGAGACAGGUAGCUCAGUCAAUUUACAUGGCAGGGGUUCUUGUUGGCGCUUUCGUGCUUGGGAGUUUGUCUGACAGGUUUGGUAGAAAGGCCAUUCUUAUUGGUUCGUAUCUCAUGAUGGCAGUUUCUGGAACAUGUGUUGCUUUCCUACCAAGCUUUGUGACUUAUUGUACCUUCCGGUGUCUCUGCGGGAUUGCCUUCUCUGGGAUUACUCUCAACACCAUCUCACUGACACUAGAAUGGAUGCCACCCAAUGGACGCACCGUGGUUGGCACAUUUUUUGCCUACAGUUUUACCUUAGGACAACUUCUACUAGCAGGAUUUGCAUAUGGGAUUAGAGACUGGCGAUGGCUGCAGUUCUCUGUGUCUGCACCAUACUACUUCUUCUUCCUGACCUCAUGGUGGGUGCCAGAAUCUGCCCGUUGGCUUAUAGUAAACGGUCGAUCUCAUCAAGCUCUGAGUGACCUAAGAAAAGUAGCGAGGAUAAAUGGAAAGAAAGAAGAAGGCGAAAAACUUUCAGAAAAGAUGCUCAUCUCUCACAUGCAGUCAGAGUUGAGUAGUAUUAAACAUUCCCAUACCCCAUUGGACCUGUUCCGCACUCCAGAAAUGCGCAGGAUUACAGUCUGUCUUAUGGUGGUCUGGUUCUCCACCAGUUUUGCAUUUUAUGGCCUUGGUAUGGACCUGCAGAAUUUCGGAAUCAGUAUUUUCCUGUUGCAGUUUGUCUUUGGAGCCAUAGAUAUACCGGCUAAGCUGGCUGGUGCCAUUCUAAUGAGCUAUCUUGGGCGCCGAGUGACGCAGUCUGCAUCUCUGAUCCUGGCCGGUGUGGCAUUGCUGUGUAAUGCUUUUAUACCUCAAGAGCUGAAGAUGGUGCGAAUAGUGAUGGCUGUGCUUGGGAAGGGCUGCCUGGCAUCAUCUUUUUGCUGUGCUUACCUGUAUUCUAGUGAGCUUUUUCCUACUGUUAUCAGACAGAGUGGAAUGGGAUUCGUUGUGAUGAAAGCUCGAAUGGGUUCCAUGGUUGCUCCAUUGGUACUGAUGUUGUCAGAAAUAUCUCCUGUCUUUGCCCCUGCGAUAUAUGGAGUGGCAGCAAUAAUAUCUGGGACAGCAGCAGUAUUUCUAAGGGAAACCUGCAACCAACAAUUGCCAGAUACUAUAGAAGAAGUGGAAGCCAGGGCCAAAGGUAAAGAUGUACAAAGAAUUAUCCCAAAAGAGGAAGUGCCCCUUACACAGAACCAGCCUCAAGCUCAGUCACCAAAAAGACUGUUGGUAGAUACUGUGUAACAAUCCUGUUCUGGGAAAUGAACCAAGAGAUUAAAAUGAGCCCAUUCAGAACAAAACAGAUCUCAGAUCAAUAUGAUGUUUCUGCUACCGAUAGUAAUAACUUCAUUUGAGUACAGAAUUGUCAGAUUUUUUUUUUGUGGGGCCAGAAUGCAAAAUGUCCUUUAUUUAUUUAUUUUAUUCACUGUAGCGUCACUUGGCCUAAAUGACUCCUUAACAUAUUUGUAUAGAAUGUGAAGUUUAUCUAAUCCAACAGCAAUAAUACAGUCUCUGAGAUAAAUUACCAAGAGAACAUAGACAACACAAGACACAAGUCUAUAGUGUAGAUGUUCUAAACCACAGGUUCUCAAACUCGGUCCUCAGGACCCCACACAGUGCAUGUUUUGCAGGUCUCCUCACAGAAUCGCAAGUGAAAUAAUUAGCUCCACCUGCGGACCUUUUAAAAUGUGUCAGUGAGUAAUUGAUACACCUGUGCACCUGCUGGGUUACCUGCAAAACAUGCACUGUGUGGAGUCCUGAGGACCAAGUUUGUGAACCACUGUUCUAAACCUUGGAGAGUGAUAAUUAACUAACUGUCAUGUUGCAGGCUGUUUAAAAAAAAAAAAAAAAAAAACAAUUACAGGAGCUAAUUAGUCGGUACUUUAUCUCUCUUCACUGUAUCUCUCUCCAAGGGGGGAAUUCAAUUAGAUGCGAAGGGAACAACUGCAGCCUGCUCCGCUCCUUUUACCUGGUUGGCCGAAUGCUGGAUUCGCAUACAAGUGUUCCCUGCCUAUGGGGCAGCAAUCACGUUUCAGCAAGAUUCCCAUCGCCCUAAAGUACGGCAGUGUCGGGCGGAUUCGCCUUGUGAAUCCUCCCGGCACCUAAUUGAAUCCCACCUGAGGCUCAGUACAUCUGACCCUAUAUACUGUAAUUUCUGAGGAUUAUUUACUCGUACUAAUUUGCACUUUUGCUUUUACAGCUGACUUGCCCUAGAAAGAAUACAUUGCUGAUUAAUGCGGAUUUGUACAUUUGUGCACUACUAGUAAUUCAUCAUUAAUAUGUUUAAUGUUUGUAAAGCUUAUGCAUCAUAAUGUAAUUGAAAUAUUUCUGUUAAUAGGUAGACAGUCCAAAAUAUUAAAAUUGUGUGAUGCAUUAUUUA
Messenger RNA from Pseudophryne corroboree (corroboree frog), 2806 nucleotides. RefSeq names its product solute carrier family 22 member 6-A-like. Gene Ontology annotation, biological process: transmembrane transport. The record is from RefSeq and is a predicted model, not a curated record. Lineage: Eukaryota; Metazoa; Chordata; Amphibia; Anura; Myobatrachidae. Gene Ontology annotation, cellular component: membrane. Gene Ontology annotation, molecular function: transmembrane transporter activity. Bases 1 to 1671 code for a protein of 556 amino acids. The transcript is spliced from 10 exons.